Molecule: messenger RNA, 1028 nt
Organism: Oncorhynchus gorbuscha (pink salmon)
Lineage: Eukaryota; Metazoa; Chordata; Actinopteri; Salmoniformes; Salmonidae
Product: transcription elongation factor 1 homolog
Exons: 4
Coding region: 74-325 (83 amino acids)
Biological process (GO): transcription elongation by RNA polymerase II
Cellular component (GO): transcription elongation factor complex
Molecular function (GO): RNA polymerase II complex binding
Source: RefSeq, a predicted model, not a curated record
AGAAUAAUUUCCGGAUACAAUUUCUAUUUGUUAGCGUCAUUACUUGGGUCACUUAUCUGGUUAUACAUCGAGAAUGGGACGCCGAAAGUCAAAGAGGAAGCCACCUCCCAAAAAGAAACUGACGGGUAACUUGGACACCCAAUUCACCUGUCCCUUUUGUAACCACGAGAAGUCCUGUGAUGUCAAAAUGGAACGCACUCGAAACACAGGGAUAAUAUCGUGCACCGUCUGCUUGGAAGAAUUCCAGACUCCCAUUACUUAUCUUUCAGAACCAGUGGAUGUUUACAGUGAUUGGAUAGAUGCUUGCGAAGCAGCCAAUCAGUAGGUGACGUCCCCCUGACUAUUCUUGCCUGACCUCACCCCUCAUUCCCUAUGAUGGGUCACAUAUCUCUGGCUGGGCCAGGGCCUUGUCAAGUAGUGAUUGUGGAGAACAAACAAAGACAGAUAACACAUCUGUGAAAUCUUCAGUGUCUACACACUAAUGGAUUUGAUAUGAAGAAAGAUACACUUCCUGUCCUCCCUCUCUGUGGCAGGGUGGGAUGUGGGUAGGGCAAUGAAAUGUCCCAAUGGUCCUGAUCUUUGAGAAUCCCACUAAGUUUCAAACCACCUCAUCAUUUGUUAUGUUUUACAGGUAAGCCUGUUGGUGGAUAUGUUUUUAGACUUUCCCAAGCUGCCAUGUACCCCUUUAAUGGUAGGUUACAUUUGUAAAAAUUGAAAAGGGGUGAUUCUGUAGUUUUUUGUUUGAUGUCAUGAUUUUUAUUUCAAUUAUGUUUUUUUUUUGUAUGGGAAUGACUUGAUCAAUAAACACAUCAAUGUAAUUCACACCUAACUGCAUCUGUCACAUACCGCUGAAAUGGUUCAAAUAUCUAGAACAAAUAUGAAUGAAAACUCAUCUGAUAUGGCCUGGUGGCAAGUUUUGCACUCACAACCCAAAUUAAUUUUUUAAAAUUUUGAUGUGAUUUGUUGUAUUGCAGCUAAUUUCAUUGUAAGUGAAAGCCAAAUAAAUACAAGAUUUUCAGAAUACUGAA